Messenger RNA from Brassica oleracea var. oleracea, 775 nucleotides. RefSeq names its product RING-H2 finger protein ATL78-like. The record is from RefSeq and is a predicted model, not a curated record. The transcript has a single exon. Gene Ontology annotation, biological process: protein ubiquitination. Gene Ontology annotation, molecular function: transferase activity. Bases 1 to 675 code for a protein of 224 amino acids. NCBI's taxonomy places the organism in Eukaryota, Viridiplantae, Streptophyta, Magnoliopsida, Brassicales, Brassicaceae.
AUGUCGACUGCAACUUUUUCUCCCACAAUCAAACCAAGUGUGCUCUUCCAAAAUAUUCUUGGAAACUUUUACUCAAGAAGACUACUACUUCAUACAUCUUCCCAACCACCUACCAUAGCAUCGCCCCCAUUUGCAGACACUCAAGAAGCUUCACUCUCUUAUGCCCACCAUAUGAGCUUUGAUACAAACGUUGUCAUGGUCCUAUCAGUUCUCUUCUUUGCACUAGUUUGCUCACUUGGACUACAUUCCAUCAUUAGAGUGGUGAUGAGGUACUCCAAUUUGUUAUCAUCCGAAGCUAGUAACGAGCUCGCAGUUCGCUUGGCCAACACAGGGGUCAAACGAAAAGCCUUGAAGAGUUUCCAGACGUUAAGUUACUCUACAGAGCUUAAGCUGCCUGGCCUAGGUACAGAGUGUGCCAUAUGUCUCUCGGAGUUUGUAUCCGGGGAGCGAGUCAAGCUUCUGCCAAAGUGCCACCAUGGAUUCCAUGUCCGGUGUAUAGACAAAUGGCUAAGUUCACACUCUUCCUGUCCCACAUGCAGGCACUGCCUCAUUCAGACUUGCCAAAAGAUAGCUGGCUGCAGUGAGGCGUCCUCAUCACGUAAUCAACCACCAAAUGGCAUCAUUAGCGUGGAUAUAGCACCAUUAGGACCAGAAAGAUUGAUACUCGGUUUCUAAAUACAGUCCAAGUAGACUUGGGUGCAGUUAUGUUGUAAAACUUGAUAUAUAAAAUCAGGGUUUAUAUGUAGUUUCAUAUAUAUUCAAGAUAGCGUUCUCA